UCUCAAAGCGCACCAUCAGUUUGCCUCACUGUGCUCCCCGCCGGCGACGAGUUUGGUGCAGUGCUGUUUUGCAUUGGAAAUAUUACUAAUGGCAACAUCCGCUCACCGUGGUGCCGUACUUAUUGGUCAGUGUAUUGCUCACAAUACUCGGAACGCUGCAAAAGUCAGAGUGAAGCGGCUAAUUUUCGAUAGUAACAUAAAUAUGUAUUUUCCAAAGCACAAAAACUAUUAUGCCCAUGAUCCAGACAGAGAAUGCAAGACUGGCGACAUUGUGGUGAUCAGGGAGCUGCCAGAGAGAAUGUCAAAAGUUGUCACUCACUCCUUGGUCAAAUUGGUGUACAAGUUCGGAGAUGUUACAGAUCCCAUUACUGGCAAAAAAGUAGUAGUUGGUCAAUACAGAGAGCACAUGGAUGAACGAGAUGAAAUGUUUGGCGUGGCAGAGGAUGGAAGUGGCGGCUUCAAGUACUCAGAAGCACCUGACAGAGGCUGGCAGCAGGACAAAAGAGAUUUUACACAUAAGGUGGGAUAUCAGAAGUGGCACGAGUUUGAGCCAGGCCACCGGUUCCAUAAUGAUCCAGUUGCAAGUUAGAAUGUCAUACAUACUCUUUGUAUUAGAAACAGAAAUGUAGAUGCAAAAUGUACAAUAAAUGUAUUAAUUUUU
Scylla paramamosain (green mud crab) is the source of this 661-nucleotide messenger RNA. RefSeq names its product small ribosomal subunit protein uS17m-like (gene mRpS17). Lineage: Eukaryota; Metazoa; Arthropoda; Malacostraca; Decapoda; Portunidae. Gene Ontology annotation, cellular component: mitochondrial small ribosomal subunit; ribosome. Gene Ontology annotation, biological process: mitochondrial translation. Gene Ontology annotation, molecular function: structural constituent of ribosome. The coding region runs from base 89 to 589 and encodes 166 amino acids. The record is from RefSeq and is a predicted model, not a curated record. The transcript is spliced from 5 exons.